AUCAUUGAACCAUUAAAUGCACGACUUCUAUUAAGCCCAGAAGACCCGUUUAUCAUCUCCAAACGCUCACCAAGUAUUAACCCUUGCAUAUUCAGGCUUUCCGAGGGCCGCCUCCUUUCUUCUCAGGGCGUUAUCCUCAAUCUCUGCUCCUCCUCGCCGCCAAUCCAGGGCGAAAUGCAGUCCGCCGCCGCUUUCUUAGCAACGCCGUCCAUCUCUCGUCCGACGCCGCCUUCUUUCUGUGUUAGGGCGCAGCGCAACUACGCCUCUGCAGAUCCGUCGAUUUCAACCAACGCUUCCAGCUCGAGCUCGAAGGCAAUUCCGUCGAUCAAGUGGGCUCAAAAGACCGUCGUCAUACCUCCCCAGAGGCGCGGUUGUCAUAUCGUCACCUCCAAAAUAGUUAGGGAGAUUGAACAAGAUCUCUCCAUUUUCAAAUGUGGUCUUGCGCAUCUUUUCUUGCAUCAUACAAGUGCUUCCCUUACCAUAAAUGAGAACUGUGAUUCAGAUGUUAGACACGACACUGAAACUUUUCUGAACCAAGUUGUUCCAGAGGGUUGGUCUGCACCGUGGAAGCAUACUCUGGAAGGGCCUGAUGACAUGCCGGCACACAUUAAAUCAUCAAUGUUUGGUUGCGCUCUCACUAUUCCAAUUACCAACGGUCGAUUAAAUAUGGGAACUUGGCAGGGCAUUUGGUUGUGUGAGCAUCGCGACCAUGGGACGCCUCGACGGAUUGUAAUUACUCUUAAUGGUAUUUAGGUGGAAAGAACAUUGGAUCAUGGAGGUCAUGGAAGCUCAUUAGGUGAUACCCACUAACUCUACCAUGCUAUGAUCUAAGAGAUACAUAGAAUAUCAAAUUGAAGUUAAAACCAACCUUCUUUUUUUGUUUCUUGUUCAUGUUUGAUUUGUAUUAUGUAAUAUUUAUUAUUUAUUUUUCUUG
Messenger RNA from Phalaenopsis equestris, 934 nucleotides. Its product is annotated as UPF0047 protein YjbQ-like. Lineage: Eukaryota; Viridiplantae; Streptophyta; Magnoliopsida; Asparagales; Orchidaceae. The record is from RefSeq and is a predicted model, not a curated record. Bases 175 to 753 code for a protein of 192 amino acids. The transcript is spliced from 7 exons.